AUGAACUUGGUAUUCGAGACAGAUGUCAAGCUCUGGCGCACCCACCAAAUUGGGGAUAGGUUUGGGGAGGAGAUCGAGCGCCUCGAGGAGAGUGCUAAGAAAGAUGUUGGAGGUGCCAGUCACAAGGUUGUCGGUUUGACCGCAUUGAGCGCAAUACUCGUCGAGGCUUUCAAUGGGGACACUUUUCUCGGCCCAAUUUUCACGGCGCCUGUGAACCUCUCCAGGAGUCCUUCUCUAUCUUCCUCUUUGGGCCAGAUGACCCAAGAUAUCACGACAGCUUUGGAUGUAGCAUUCGGGAAGGAGACUCGAGAUUCCGUCGCUAUCUGCGGGUUUUCUAUUCAUGACUCUGGAGAGUCUCCUUUGUUCGAUUACUAUCACACAGCCAAUGGUCUGUCACCGAAUGGAACAAACAGCGUUGGUCCGGACACUGUCUUCAGAAUUGGUAGCAUCUCAAAGCUUUUUACAGUGUAUCAACUGCUUCUCCAUGGAGGCCACGACCUUCUGAAUGAACCCAUCUCGAGAUAUCUGGAUGACCUACCCGCUGAUAACGGUUAUAACACCAGCCCGACUGUGAAAUGGGAUGAAAUAGAGGUUGGAGCUCUUGCUGGUCAAAUGGGAGGAAUUCUACGUGACUAUUUUCUCCAAGGUCUCGAUCAGCAGCCUCCAGUUUUCCCGGCUUGGGAAACACCAGCCUAUUCAAAUGCCGCUUUCAGGAUCCUCGGAUACGUCGCGGCUAAUGUCACGAACAUUACGAUGGUUGACGCCUUUGGGGCUGCAAUAUUUCGUCCACUCGGUUUAGAACAUACCUAUGCUUCCAAACCGCCAGACUUUAGCGGCGUUAUACCCGCUACGGGAGAAAGUCUUUGGGAUUUCGAACUUGGGGAUGAUAUGCCCGGCCAUGUGGUUGACUAUUACACAAAAGGGGGCAGCAUCGGAUCGUACGAAAGCUUGCUAGUUCUUAUACCAGAUUACGGUGUUACUUUCUCCGUACUAACAGCGGGCAAAGAUAAUUGCCUAGUUUCGAAGCUAGCAGAUGUUAUCGAAGAUACAGCUUUGAAAGGUGUCGCUACUGCCGCAAGAGAGCAGUCAGCCCAACAAUUUGCUGGCCGAUACGAAGGCUCCAAUCAACCCGGUGAUCUUCUGGUUAUUGCGGUUGAUGAAAUGCCAGGUUUGGUGAUUCGGGAGUGGAAAAGCAAUUCCAUCGACUUCUUACAAGUGGCUCAGGACUAUGCCACAAGCACCGGAGGUGGGCUCUUGCAAUCAGUCCGUCUCUAUCCGACGGGCAUUUCCAAUCGUGAUCAAGUCAUUUUUCGCGCAGCCUACAACACCACUACUUCAGGAAUAAGUCAGUCAGGAUUGUUUGAUCACGGUUACCAGGCUUGA
This is a messenger RNA of Penicillium expansum, 1383 nucleotides long. RefSeq names its product Beta-lactamase-like protein. The record is from RefSeq and is a predicted model, not a curated record. NCBI's taxonomy places the organism in Eukaryota, Fungi, Ascomycota, Eurotiomycetes, Eurotiales, Aspergillaceae. The transcript has 4 exons. Bases 1 to 1383 code for a protein of 460 amino acids.